CUUGACGUCCUCACCAUCGAUCUGGUAGCCAUAAGCUAGGUCCACUACGGUCGCGACCCAUGUUCCCAGUGUGGUCCACUUCAUGCUGUCGGCGUUGCGAGCAUGUGCAGACAAUCCGAUGUGGCGGCGGCAAAAUGGACUACCGAGGCAAUUCACGAGUGACGAUGUCGUAAUGGAAAGGAGUGGCUCGAUGGCCGCAGAUUGCCUCCGACAGCUCCGGAUGUGGCUGUACUAUAACCAAGAUAUAAGGCAGUUUCUUCGUAACUGCCUUUACGAUCCUCUUGAAAAUCCCGAACACCAUUGUUGACGCGUCGGCGAGAAGUCGCGACAAGGAGAAUACGAACACAAAGGAAUCACAAAG
This is a messenger RNA of Laetiporus sulphureus 93-53, 361 nucleotides long. RefSeq lists its product as uncharacterized. NCBI's taxonomy places the organism in Eukaryota, Fungi, Basidiomycota, Agaricomycetes, Polyporales, Laetiporaceae. The record is from RefSeq and is a predicted model, not a curated record. Bases 83 to 307 code for a protein of 74 amino acids. The transcript has 3 exons.